Messenger RNA from Camellia sinensis, 3642 nucleotides. RefSeq lists its product as uncharacterized. NCBI's taxonomy places the organism in Eukaryota, Viridiplantae, Streptophyta, Magnoliopsida, Ericales, Theaceae. The record is from RefSeq and is a predicted model, not a curated record.
GCUUGUGAAAGUCAAUUGUCAUCUCAUCUCAUCUCAUCUUAAACUGUUUGUUAAGGCAGAUUGUGGAGAUAGCCAGCUAGGGUCAAUGAAAGAGAGAGAUACAGAGAUAUCAAUAAAAAAAAAGAUUAUAUAAAAACAAAAACACUGGGCAAUCAAAGAAAGGGUUAUGUUUUGGAGUCAUCACCACCACUGUGAAAGAAGUAAAUGAGCCUUUGGUGUGGAGGGUUGUUUGCUUUUAAUUGGGUUGCAGAAAAGCUAGAGAGAGAGAGAGAGAGAGAGAGGUUGGAGUUCUUUCAGGUGUUUUUUUGAUUGAAGGGCAUUUUUAGGUCGGUCUUCUUGUUCUUGGAAAAGAAUAGCUUUGCUUCAUUCGCUAUAAAGCUUCGAUGCAUCUUUCAUUAUGGAAGCCAAUAUCUCACUGUGCUGCUCUGAUCUUGGACAAAAAGAGCAGAAGAAAAGAUGGGUCUAACCAUUCCACUGAAGAAAUCAAGAGAAACUCAUCAGUUCUCAGGAAAUUGCAAGAGCACAAGCUCAGGGAAGCUCUUGAGGAAGCAUCUGAAGAUGGGUCACUUGUUAAAUCCCAAGAUAUGGAUUCAGAAUCACCUGCGAAUCAAGACGAUAGCUUGGGGAGAUCGCGAUCACUCGCAAGGCUCCACGCUCAGAAGGAAUUCCUCAGAGCCACUGCUCUUGCCGCGGAGCGCAUAUUUGAGUCCUCAGACUCGAUUCCCGAGCUCCAUGAAUCUUUCUCGAAGUUCCUCACAAUGUACCCCAAGUACCAAUCUUCGGAGAAGAUCGAUCAGCUGAGAGUGGAAGAGUAUGUACACCUGUUAGGGUCAACCCCUAAGGUAUGUCUCGAUUACUGUGGAUUUGGAUUGUUUUCUUUCCUGCAAACAGUUCAUUAUUGGGAAUCAUCAACAUUUAGCUUGUCUGAGAUUACUGCAAAUUUGAGCAAUCAUGCUUUAUAUGGAGGUGCUGAUAAAGGCACUGUGGAACAUGAUAUAAAGACUAGAAUAAUGGAUUAUUUGAACAUCCCUGAGAAUGAAUAUGGCCUUGUUUUUACUGUAAGUCGUGGGUCGGCUUUUAAAUUGCUUUCUGAAUCGUACCCUUUUCAAACGAAUAAGAAGUUGUUAACCAUGUUCGAUCAUGAGAGCCAGUCUGUGAAUUGGAUGGCUCAGGCUGCCAGAGAUAAAGGUGCAAAAGUUUAUAGUGCGUGGUUUAAAUGGCCAACCCUCAAAUUAUGCUCAACUGAUCUGAGAAAACAGAUCUCGAACAAAAAAAAGAGGAAAAAGGAUUCAGCGGCUGGUCUUUUUGUGUUUCCCGUUCAGUCUAGGGUCACUGGUGCUAAGUAUUCAUACCAGUGGAUGGCACUGGCACAGCAGAACAAUUGGCAUGUCUUGCUCGAUGCUGGGUCAUUAGGUCCCAAAGACAUGGAUUCUCUUGGAUUGUCUCUAUUCAGGCCGGAUUUCAUCAUCACAUCAUUUUACAGGGUUUUUGGGUAUGACCCAACUGGAUUUGGUUGCCUUCUCAUCAAGAAAUCGGUGAUGGCAAGCCUUCAAAAUCAAUCUGGACACACUGGUUCGGGUAUAGUGAAAAUCACCCCUGUUUUUCCUCUGUAUCUGAGCGACUCUGUUGAUGGUUUGCCUGGAUUGGCUGGAACGGAAGAUGAUGAAGUGGGUGGGAAUGGCGAAAUAUCCACUGAAACUCGCCCUGGAGCACAGUUGCCUGCAUUUUCUGGUGCAUUCACUUCUGCUCAGGUAAGGGAUGUGUUUGAGACGGAGAUGGAUCAGGAUAACAGCUCUGACAGAGACGGGACUAGCACCAUAUUUGAAGAAACCGAGAGUAUUUCUGUGGGGGAGGUGAUGAAGAGUCCAGUUUUCAGUGAAGAUGAGUCAUCGGACAACUCAAUAUGGAUUGAUCUGGGUCAGAGCCCUUUGGGGUCAGACAACAAUGGCCAGUUGAACAAACAGAAGGUUGCAUCUCCCUUACCACCCUUUUGGUUUUCAGGCAAGAAGAACAAGGGGCUUUCUCCUAUACCUUCAUCAAAGAUAUCUAACAGCCCAAUAUACGACCAAGAGAUACACCCUGCUUCUCAUGAGGACCACCAUGUGCUAUCAUUUGAUGCUGCUGUUCUAUCAGUGUCGCACGAUGUGGACCGUCUCAAGGAUAUCCCUGAAAAAGAACAAUUAACCGAAGCAAAACCCUUUUCACAAAAUGGCGGAAAGGGUUCAGGUCAACGGCACGAUCAGGGAAUUCAGGAGGAACCUCAAACCAGCAAAUAUUCCGGGGUAAACGGAUCCGGUGUUGACAAGUCGUCUUCUGUCUUGCAGCCUCGUGUCCUUGAGAACGGCUCAACCUCUAAAAUUCGCGUGGAGUCCAAAGAAAGUGCGAUAAGAAGAGAGACAGAAGGGGAGUUUCGGUUGUUGGGAAGGAGGGAGGGUGGUCGAUUUGCUGGUGGUAGAUUUUUUGGCAUAGAAGAGCUUGAACAGCCCGGAAGUAGGGGAAGAAGGGUAUCAUUUAGUAUGGAAGAUCACCGUAAAGAACCUCUGAACCAUACUUUGGAGCCUGGAGACAUCAGCGAUGAUGAGGAGUUCAUAAGUGAUGGAGAAUAUGGUGAUGGGCAAGACUCGGGCAGAAGGGAACCCGAGUUAGUAUGCAGGCAUCUCGAUCAUGUAAACAUGUUAGGUCUCAACAAAACCACUCUCCGAUUGCGGUUCUUGAUCAACUGGUUUGUGACCUCGUUGCUGCAAUUACGGUUACCUGCUUCUGAUGGGAACGAAUCAGUGCCGCUUGUUCACAUUUACGGUCCAAAGAUUAAAUACGAAAGGGGUGCUGCUGUGGCUUUCAAUGUCAAGGACAGAAACCGGGGCCUAAUCAAUCCGGAACUUGUUCAGAAACUGGCCGAGGCAAAUGGUAUCUCUCUUGGCAUUGGUAUUCUCAGUCACAUUCGGAUUUUAGAUAGCCCAAGACAGCAACGCGGGUCUUUCAAUCUUGAAGAUAGUGCCCUGUGCAAGCCGAUGGAAAAUGGGCGGCACGAUGGGAAAAGUGGAGGGUUCAUUCGUGUUGAGGUUGUCACGGCUUCUCUUGGCUUUCUGACGAACUUCGAUGAUGUUUAUAAUUUGUGGGCUUUCGUAGCGAGGUUUCUUGAUCCAGCCUUUGUCAAAGAGGACGGACUACCAACUGUUGCAGAAAGUUCAGAGAUUCAAGGCUGAAAAACAAGCAGCGACGCUCUAGAUUCUAUUUCAAAGUUAAGAUGGAUUUGCACAUCUUGGAGUUGAAAUGGAAUAUUUUGUUGCAUAUAAAGGAUGAGAAAGGUACUGUUUUCAAUGUGCAGGAGUCUUUUUGGUCUUCCUCUAGACUUCGCUGCAAUCGGGUGAAUUUGUUCAUUCAUGUUUUUAAUUGCUUGGAUUUUUCUUCUUCAUCACCUUUUGGGGUUGUUCUUGUAGACUUGUAGAGUUGGGUUUAGAUAUUUGUAUCCAUCAAGAAGCAUGAACUCGAACUAGAAUCAACCGGGCACUUCACUCUAUACCAACCUGUUCUUUUUUUCAUGCUUUUGUAUAAGAUUCAGCUUAUUUCACAUGCUUUGGGCUAUUAUACAAUGCAAUGGCAUGUUCAAUAGAACCAAUGCUAAGAACUUGUGGAGUUUCA